UGAUGUACAGCCGUCCGCCAUCAUUGCACACAAGCUAACAUUAGCUAAAAACCACUGAGAAGAGAGCGAGUGACAACAACAUAACAGACAUACACCGACCUAUUAAAGGGGAGGUCACUGAGUUUCCCUGUCGCUUUUCUGGCGUACUAAGCAAACUAGCAACUGCCUUUCAUGUAGUCUUUAAGUCAACUUUGAAACGAAAGUCGUUUUACCUAAACAUGUCCAACCUCAAAGGCGGCACCAAGAAGGAUACCAAGAUGAGGAUACGAGCCUUUCCUAUGACAAUGGAUGAGAAGUAUGUAAACAACAUCUGGGACCUUCUAAAGAAUGCCAUCCAAGAGAUCCAGCGGAAGAACAACAGUGGUUUAAGCUUUGAGGAGCUGUACAGGAAUGCCUACACCAUGGUGCUCCACAAGCAUGGAGAGAAGCUCUACACGGGCCUGAGGGAGGUUGUCACAGAGCAUCUCAUCAACAAAGUACGGGAAGAUGUCCUAAACUCUCUCAAUAAUAACUUUCUGCAAACACUGAAUCAGGCCUGGAAUGACCAUCAAACUGCCAUGGUCAUGAUAAGAGACAUCCUUAUGUACAUGGACCGGGUCUAUGUGCAACAAAACAAUGUCGAGAAUGUGUACAACCUCGGCCUGAUCAUUUUCCGGGACCAGGUGGUGCGUUAUGGCUGCAUUCGUGACCACCUGCGCCAGACAUUACUGGACAUGAUUGCUCGAGAGAGGAAGGGAGAGGUGGUAGACAGGGGUGCCAUUAGAAAUGCCUGCCAGAUGCUGAUGAUACUAGGCCUCGAUGGCAGAUCUGUGUAUGAAGAAGACUUUGAGGGCCCUUUCUUAGAUAUGUCAGCAGAAUUCUUCCAAAUGGAGAGCCAAAAGUUCCUUGCAGAAAACAGUGCCAGUGUCUACAUCAAGAAAGUGGAAGCUAGAAUCAAUGAAGAGAUUGAGCGAGUUAUGCAUUGCCUAGACAAAUCUACAGAAGAGCCCAUAGUGAAGGUGGUUGAGAGGGAGCUGAUAUCUAAACACAUGAAGACCAUUGUGGAGAUGGAAAACUCUGGCCUUGUUCAUAUGCUCAAGAACGGCAAGACUGAAGACCUGGCCUGCAUGUACAAGCUGUUCAGCCGUGUGCCAAAUGGCCUUAAAACCAUGUGUGAGUGUAUGAGCUCUUACCUGAGGGAGCAAGGCAAAGCUCUGGUAUCAGAAGAGGGAGAAGGCAAGAACCCCGUCGACUACAUCCAGGGCCUGCUAGACCUGAAGACACGAUUUGAUCGUUUUCUCCUCGAGUCCUUCAACAAUGACAGACUCUUCAAACAAACCAUCGCAGGAGACUUUGAGUACUUCCUGAACCUCAACUCUCGCUCACCAGAGUAUUUGUCUCUCUUUAUUGAUGACAAGCUCAAGAAGGGGGUCAAAGGGUUGACAGAACAGGAGGUGGAGUCCAUCCUCGAUAAGGCGAUGGUAUUGUUCAGGUUCAUGCAGGAGAAGGAUGUGUUUGAAAGGUACUACAAGCAGCAUCUGGGCCGCAGGCUGCUCAGCAACAAGAGUGUCUCAGAUGACUCUGAGAAGAAUAUGAUCUCUAAGCUUAAGACAGAAUGUGGCUGUCAGUUUACCUCUAAACUGGAAGGGAUGUUCAGAGAUAUGAGCAUCUCCAACACCACUAUGGAUGAGUUCAGGCAGCACAUACAAACUACAUCGGCAUCUUUAAGUGGUGUGGACCUCACAGUCAGAGUCCUCACUACUGGCUACUGGCCUACACAAUCAGCAACACCUAAAUGCACCAUCCCACCUGCUCCCAGACAUGCGUUUGAAGUCUUUAGAAGGUUUUACCUUGCUAAGCACAGUGGCAGACAGCUCACACUGCAGCACCACAUGGGCGGGGCAGACCUAAAUGCAACUUUUUAUGGAGCUGUUAAAAAGGAGGAUGGUUCAGAAGUAGGCGUAGGAGGUGCUCAGGUGACAGGCUCUAAUACCCGGAAGCACAUCUUGCAGGUUUCCACCUUCCAGAUGACCAUCCUUAUGCUCUUCAACAACAGAGAAAGAUGUACUUUUGAGGAGAUCCAGCAGGAGACAGAUAUUCCCGAGAGGGAGCUAGUGCGAGCGCUUCAGUCCUUGGCCUGCGGGAAGCCAACACAGAGAGUUCUCACCAAGGAGCCAAAGUCCAAGGAGAUCGAGAGUGGCCACGUGUUUACAGUCAAUGAUCAGUUUACUUCUAAACUGCACAGAGUCAAAAUACAGACAGUUGCUGCUAAACAAGGGGAAUCAGACCCUGAAAGGAAAGAGACGCGGCAGAAAGUGGAUGAUGACAGGAAGCAUGAGAUUGAAGCAGCCAUUGUUCGAAUCAUGAAAUCACGGAAGAAGAUGCAGCACAAUGUCCUGGUGGCAGAGGUGACCCAGCAGCUCCGGGCACGUUUUCUUCCCAGUCCUGUGGUAAUCAAAAAACGUAUAGAAGGACUAAUAGAAAGAGAAUACUUGGCGAGGACACCAGAAGAUCGAAAAGUGUACACCUACGUUGCAUAGAGGAUGAACUCUGGAUGAGGAGAUGAAGAGACUGGACACAGUGGAUUUGUUUGUUUUCUUUGGACUGUUGUUACGCAUGGACUGGAAGUUUCUUUUAAAGACAAAUGCUGGGAACCUGAUUCGUCAUCCUUGAGAAAAACACAGUAAACACUCGUAAAUGGGAAAUGAAAUUUUGUCGCAGAAAAAGAAAUCCAUCAAAACUUGUAGAUGAUUUUUAAAAUCGGGCCCAGUCUUCCUAUUCCCUGUGAGUUUUGGAUGGAUCCAGCUUCAAGCUUUUCACUGUUUUACCCUUGUAGAGAUCAAACUUGCAAAGAAUCCCUUGGGAAAAUGUGAAUGCACCACAUUAUUUUUUUGUUUCAAUACUGUAUAAAAAUAAUAAAAUUAUUAAAAACAGGAAAUGUGGAUUGUUAAAAAACUAAA
Molecule: messenger RNA, 2939 nt
Organism: Cheilinus undulatus (humphead wrasse)
Lineage: Eukaryota; Metazoa; Chordata; Actinopteri; Labriformes; Labridae
Product: cullin-3-like
Exons: 16
Coding region: 219-2519 (766 amino acids)
Biological process (GO): protein ubiquitination; ubiquitin-dependent protein catabolic process
Cellular component (GO): Cul3-RING ubiquitin ligase complex
Molecular function (GO): ubiquitin protein ligase binding
Source: RefSeq, a predicted model, not a curated record